This is a messenger RNA of Malania oleifera, 1059 nucleotides long. RefSeq names its product polyribonucleotide nucleotidyltransferase 2, mitochondrial-like. The transcript is spliced from 5 exons. Bases 272 to 907 code for a protein of 211 amino acids. Lineage: Eukaryota; Viridiplantae; Streptophyta; Magnoliopsida; Santalales; Ximeniaceae. Gene Ontology annotation, biological process: mitochondrial RNA 3'-end processing; mitochondrial mRNA catabolic process. Gene Ontology annotation, cellular component: cytosol; mitochondrion; chloroplast stroma. The record is from RefSeq and is a predicted model, not a curated record. Gene Ontology annotation, molecular function: polyribonucleotide nucleotidyltransferase activity; 3'-5'-RNA exonuclease activity; RNA binding.
UGUUAAUUUCGGAAAAGCUUGCUAUUAAUAGCUUUCUAGUUAGCUAAUAUUUUUUAAUAUUUUAUUUACAGCUAAGUUUCUACUCAAUAGUUGAACAUUGAAUUUUCAGGGCUUGGAAGAUCAUCUGGGGGACGUGGACUUCAAGAUUGCAGGCACAAGAAAUGGAGUAACUGCAAUUCAGUUAGAUAUAAAACCUGCCGGAAUUCCUUUAGAUAUUAUAUGUGAGUGUUUAGAGCCUGCUCUUAAGGGUCGUCUUCAAAUCCUUGACCGCAUGGAGCAAGAGAUAAAUGCACCGCGUACUCAACAUGACAGAAAUUCCCCUCGAUUAGCCACAUUGAAAUUCAGCAAUGAUGCUCUUCGUCGUUUGAUUGGGCCUAUGGGUGUUGUGAAGGAAAAAAUUGAAGAAGAAACAGGUGCACGGAUAUCUGUGGGUAAUGGAACACUUACCAUACUUGCUAAGAAUCAAUCUGUAAUGGAAAGAGCACAAGAAGAGGUUGAUUUUAUAAUUGGCCGUGAGAUUGAAAUUGGAGGAAUCUACAAGGGUGUUGUCACUUCAGUGAAAGAAUUUGGGGCUUUUGUGGAGUUAAAUGGUGGGCAACAGGGUCUUCUACACAUAUCUGAGUUAUCCCAUGAUUUGGUCUCUCGAGUUUCAGAUGUGGUGUCUGUUGGCCAGCAGCUUUCUGUAAUGUGCAUAGAGAAGGAUGUUCGUGGCAACUUUAAAUUAUCCCUUAAAGCAACUGUACCCAAACCAGGAUCUGAGGAGUAUAAGGUGGCUGAAAAAUCUAUCUCACCUACAAAGCAAGCCCCUAAUAUUUCCUCACUGGCUGAUGUAUCUGAUGAACAAGAAAGUCAAGACUCUUCUAUUUUCUCACCACCACCAAUCGUAAUUCGGAGUGCUGCAGAGUGAUGAGGAGCAAAAAUCUUCUGAAGUCAGAGUUCUUAAUUUCUUUUAUAAUCAAACAUGAAAUUUUUUAUUUUAUUAGAAUUCUCUAAUAAUGGGAUUAUAAUAAUGUUUACUUGAUUCUAAUAAUGAGAUGCACAUGUCAUUUGUUUUUUAAA